AUGAGAACUUUUCGAAGAAGAGAAUAUUUAGUUCUUACAUACCCUCAAUCUAUUUACAGAUAUUUCUUGCGUGUUUGUUUUUCUCUGUAUUCACUUCUUUCUUUCCGUCUGUCUGUCUGUCUGACAUGUUUGCGUCUUUUCUUUCUUUCUCGUCAUCGUUUCUACUUGCUUGACUUCUUUCAAACAUUCUAUCUUUUAUUCCUUUUUGGCUUCCUUUUAAUCUUGAUUACCUUCUUUUCAAAAUUUGUCAUCUGGAUCUCGCAUCAAUAUUUUAUUCUAUCUAUCUAUCUAUCUAUCUAUCUAUCUAUCUAUCUAUCUAUCUAUAAACCUGAUCUAUCUAUCUAUCUUAUUCUGUUCAUAUCUAUCUAUGUCCCCUUUAUGCAUCUAUCAAUCUAUUUAUCUAUAUAUCUAUCUACUCAUUCUGUUCAUAUCUAUCUCUCUAUAUAUCCUUUUAUGCAUCUAUCUAUCUAUCUAUCUAUCUAUCUAUCUAUCUAUCUAUCUAUCUAUCUAUCUAUCUAUAAACCUGGCUGUCCGUGUGUUUAUAUCUAUCUAUCUAUCUAUCUAUCUAUCUAUCUAUCUAUAAACCUGAUCUAUCUAUCUAUCUUAUUCUGUUCAUAUCUAUCUAUGUCCCCUUUUAUGCAUCUAUCAAUCUAUUUAUCUAUAUAUCUAUCUACUCAUUCUGUUCAUAUCUAUCUCUCUAUAUAUCCUUUUAUGCAUCUAUCUAUCUAUCUAUCUAUCUAUCUAUCUAUCUAUCUAUCUAUCUAUAAACCUGGUCCGUGUGUUUAUAUCUAUCUAUCUAUCUAUCUAUCUAUCUAUCUAUCUAUCUAUCUAUCUAUAAACCUGAUCUAUCUAUCUAUCUUAUUCUGUUCAUAUCUAUCUAUGUCCCCUUUUAUGCAUCUAUCAAUCUAUUUAUCUAUAUAUCUAUCUACUCAUUCUGUUCAUAUCUAUCUCUCUAUAUAUCCUUUUAUGCAUCUAUCUAUCUAUCUAUCUAUCUAUCUAUCUAUAAACCUGGUUGUCUUUGUAUGUUCAUAUUUCUCUGUGUACCUAGCUAGGUCCGUGUGUUUAUAUCUAUCUAUCUAUCUAUCUAUCUAUCUAUCUAUCUAUCUAUCUAUCUAUCUAUCUAUCCUUUUAUGCAUAUAUCAAUCUAUCAAUGUAUGUAUCUAUCUAUCUCAUUCUGUCCGUGUGUUUCUAUCUAUCUAUCUAUCUAUCUAUCUAUCUAUCUAUCUAUCUAUCUAUCUAUAUAUCUAUAAACCUGAUCUAUCUAUCUAUCUUAUCUAUCUAAUUCUCUUCAUAUCUAUCUAUAUAUCCUUUUAUGCAUAUAUCAAUCUAUCAAUGUAUGUAUCUAUCUAUCUCAUUCUGUCCGUGUGUUUCUAUCUAUCUAUCUAUCUAUCUAUCUAUCUAUCUAUCUAUCUAUCUAUCUAUCCCUACGCCAUUUUCUUCUUUACUUCUCAAUAUAUCUCCUUUCUCUCUCCGACAUUUUCCUUUCCCCUUUUACUUAAGUUUUCUUUCCUUUUUUCCAUUCUUCCUCCACGAAGAAAUCGUUUUGCCUCAUCAAGUGAUCUACUGAAUCAUCAGCCAUUCAUUGAUCAAUCCAUCGAUCUUUCAAUCGCUCACAGUGAAUCGGUGUGA
This is a messenger RNA of Acanthosepion pharaonis, 1629 nucleotides long. The record is from the annotation of a GenBank genome assembly. Lineage: Eukaryota; Metazoa; Mollusca; Cephalopoda; Sepiida; Sepiidae.